UCCAAAUUUGUUGUAGAAACUCUUUCAGAAAGAAAAAAAUCUGGUAGAAUUAAAAGUCCAGUAAACUGCAGUUUAAUGCGUCCAGCAUUUUAUAAUUGCAUUCCAAGAAAAUAAAAGUUCAAAAUAAAUAUAUAAUAUAUUUGGUUGUUUCAAUUUUAAUAGAGUCCAACUAAGAAUAUUAUUACUAUAAAGUGUGUCGGAUCUAUGUGUAUUUGCAAUUAACAUUAGUAAUAUCGUUGGAAUAGUCAUAAUUAGUUCUAGCGGGCUCGGAAAGGUCUUAUCUCUCUGUAAAUAUACAAUAUAACCGUUUGUUAUAGUAACGUUGGCAUACCAGGAGCUGCAGUAAAUUCAGAGAGUAAUAUCAUGGCGCUGACAGAACACGAUAAUGUAUUCUUUUUUGUUCCAAAUCUAAUUGGAUAUGCUCGCAUUAUACUAGCGUUGAUAGCUUUCUGGUGCAUGUCUACUAAUUAUGUGGCCGCCGGAUGGUGCUACGUCAUUAGCGCUCUACUAGAUGCCGUGGAUGGGCAUGCGGCGCGUGCUUUUAAUCAAAGUACACGUUUCGGCGCGAUGUUGGAUCAAUUGACCGAUCGUUGUGGUACUAUGGGUCUUCUGGUGACGCUCAGCUACUUUUACCCCAAAUAUAUGUUCUGGUUUCAGGUCUCAAUUGCCAUUGACAUUGCUUGUCAUUGGCUUUAUAUGCAAACGAGCGUCAUGGUAGGAAAAACAUCGCACAAAUCAUUCGAUGUUAAGGAGAAUAUAAUAAUGCGUACUUAUUAUCAGAAAAAUGUGCUUACAUUUAUGUGCUGCGCUAAUGAACUCUUUUAUGUUUGCCUGUAUCUUUUAUAUUUCACUUACGGACCAUUAAUCUUUGGAAUGUCCUUGUUUAAACUUUUGGCUAUCCUCAUGGCGCCAUUUGCUCUACUGAAGUCUUUAAUCUCCUGCCUGCAUGCUUAUGUAGCCAGUAUUGACUUGGUCGCUUUAGAUAUGCGCGAACGUGCUUCAAAGCGUGAGAAGGAGGAGGGCAAAAAGGCAGAAUAAUUCUGCCUGUUGGAUUCUUCGAAAUAAUUUUGUGAUGUAUAUAAUUUUAUACAAAUUUAUAUAUCGAUCAUUUGCGCGUUUCGCUAAAAUAUUU
This is a messenger RNA of Bactrocera tryoni, 1132 nucleotides long. RefSeq names its product CDP-diacylglycerol--inositol 3-phosphatidyltransferase (gene Pis). Gene Ontology annotation, biological process: phosphatidylinositol biosynthetic process. Gene Ontology annotation, molecular function: CDP-diacylglycerol-inositol 3-phosphatidyltransferase activity. Gene Ontology annotation, cellular component: Golgi apparatus; membrane. The record is from RefSeq and is a predicted model, not a curated record. NCBI's taxonomy places the organism in Eukaryota, Metazoa, Arthropoda, Insecta, Diptera, Tephritidae. Bases 364 to 1038 code for a protein of 224 amino acids. The transcript has 5 exons.